Messenger RNA from Asterias rubens (European starfish), 3396 nucleotides. RefSeq lists its product as uncharacterized. Bases 15 to 2006 code for a protein of 663 amino acids. The record is from RefSeq and is a predicted model, not a curated record. Gene Ontology annotation, biological process: regulation of gene expression. The transcript has 11 exons. Gene Ontology annotation, cellular component: nucleus. Lineage: Eukaryota; Metazoa; Echinodermata; Asteroidea; Forcipulatida; Asteriidae.
UGCAAGAUGUCAACAUGGAUAAAGAAACUACGGAAGAAACGACGGAAAAUACCGCUAUUUUAGAAGGUGUUCACGCAGAGCAAUUUCGUCUGAGAAUUGUCACAAAUGAACAAGGGAAGCAAGAAUAUCAGGUGGUCAAAUUGGAGACCACCGGGAACUCUGGUAUGGUGAUGUCAAACGUUCCAGUUACCUUGCCGGACAAUGUCACCAUGCAUGUUGAUCAUGCUGGAAGAUUAACUCUUCAAGUGAGUGGUCCCAUUGAUGGCCUAGGUGACUUGGGAGGUGGUGGAGAAGUUGUCUCGGCCUCAGCAGGAGUUGGGGAGAUGCCAACAACACCCUUCAAGAAAUCAUCACCAAUGAUGGUAAUGCCCGGUGCGGAAACGCCCAGUAUAAGAACAGUAGACGGUGUCUUACAGAUGGGACGAGUCUCAAGUAUCAUGGGUAACGUCACAGACUGUCUGCGGAUAAUGCCCGAUGUCGAUCCUCUGGACUGUAUCAACGCCGCCAUGCAGGUCACACCAACAGUACCUUCUACAACGUCAGCUAACGCUAACUUCACCGACGUCAUUGCUGACAUCCAGGACUCUAUGCAGCAGGAGAGCCAUCCUUGCACCAUGAAUCUUGCCGCUGUUCAGGGUGCAGUGGGUAGCGUUGAUUCGGCUACAGAGACACUGACGGUCGGUGAUCCGAUGGUGACAUCAGAAGCAUUGAUUGGGUCCUCCGUCAGGACGAUGACGGUUAUGGCCAAUAUGAACUGGCCUACUGGGUCGGAGGUUGCAUGCUCUCUGUCGGGAUCGGUUCCAGUGGAUCCCAUAUCACUUCCAUCGCUUGUUAGUAUUGGAGUGCCAAAUGUUGAACUCACAACAACAGGUCAGCUUGUGAUCAGUCGAGGCUCAUUAAUGUACUCAGAUCAAUCCAGCAAUCUUCUAGCUCUAGACGCUCCUAAUCCUGAUGCUGAUGGUACAAUCAAACCAAACACAGCGGAGACCACUGUCAUUGAUCCUUCUGUACAGGAUGCAAACCAACCUGCUAUUCAACCAAAGGUCAAGAGAAAAGGUGGCUGGCCAAAAGGCAAGAAGAGAAAGACGGAUUCUUUGAAUGAAUCUAAUUUCCCCAAAGCUCCAACUACAGCUUAUUCAUCAUUUCUUAAUGAGCAACUUGGACAGAUUAGGAAGAAGCAUUCUAAGAAACCGUUUCCUGAGAUCAUCAAGAUAUUGGGUUCCAUGUGGACUAAGAUGACAAUAGAGGAGAAAAAGAAAUAUUUAACCGUAGCAGAGCUCGAUAAGAAACGCUAUAUAGAGGAGCUUCGUGCCUUCCAACAUAGUGAAACAUAUCAGACGUUACUGAGAAGACAAGUGGCUAAGAAGAUUAAAGAUCUAACAGGUGUUGAUGGUGCAACUAUCGACCCUGAUGUCAGUGCUUCAGUUCUGAAUGAAAUACAACUAGAGGAGGAUGAUCCGAGUGACUUACUCUGCAAAAUAUGUGAUAAGCUAUUCAGUACAGUGCACAACAAGAAAGAACACAUGUACGGCAAGCAGCACUUACUAACACUGACUGGAAAAUUAUGUCAAAUUGAGAAGGAAGUCCUUGAGAUGGAAAGCAAUAAUCAACAACUCAGCCACUCCACUUUACUGGAUCCCAACCAGGGGUUAGCAACGGGACCAUCACUACACCAUGGAGAAGGCCAAGCUACUGGGACCAGUGGACUACCGGGUACCGGUGCCCAACAACCUGCCGUAACAGAGAAGAUUGACAUUGACCAGUUCAAGGAAGGUUUCAUGGAACUAAAUCUUGAUCGAGAGAUAGAGUUGAGAGAACUGCGAUGUCGAGACCAGGAACUCUUUGAAGUGAAAAUGGAACUUAGCCAGCAAUAUCAAGAACUUGAGGAAACUCUAGCUAAGCAAAAAGUUCUUUCCAAUAAUCUAAAGAGGGUGAGUACGACUCUACGAGCUAAACUUGAAGAUCUACGGAUGGUACCGACAUUAUUUGGUGUCAUCAAUUUCUGACAGAGAGUUUCUUCACAUCUCAACCCCGGAGGACUAAGAAUAUUUCUUCAUUGCGCAAGUUUUGUUUCAUAGUUUCUAGUCUUUUCAAUUUUAUUCCAACACUGGUCUUGAGUUUUUCAAGGUGUUUCAAAAGACAUUGUUUACAGUUUUGGGGCUGUGUAUGAGAGAGGCCAUGACAGCUUCUUAGAGCUUAAAGGUGAGGGAUAAACUUAAUCCGACUUGGGCUGUCGACCCAACUCAACAUUCGCCAGGGACACGUUGCCACCUACUUCUGGGGCUCAAAACACGGUUACCCCCUAUUAAGCAUGGGUAUCAUCCACUAGAAGUCUGGUUGGUAGAGCAGAAUGCACUACCUUCCCAAGUGCCUUGCUGAAGAGAAGUGUCCAGGGUUCGAACCCACACCCUGCUGCUGUCGACACGAGAGCUUGGGGCUGGUGACCUAGACCGCUUGUCCUUGACAAGCCAGGUAGUGUUGGGUUCACCUGAUUCUUAAAAAAAUGGAGGAUCGGCACCAGGCAAUUCGAAAUUAAAUUUUUCUUUGCAAACCCAAUAUUAUAUUAUUUGACUUCUUUGAGGCUCAGAGUAGAACAUGUAAUGUUUCUCAAGGGGCUGAAUAUCAUGAUGUUUGCCUUGUUACCACAGAUUUAUCUGUGCAAAUUUUAAAACCAACUUUUAAAAAGACCCAUCAGACCAUGUAACACAAAAAGAGUGACUUUGCACAUUCCAUGGCCUUUCUGGCAGGCAAGAUUCUGGCAGGCAAGAUACUCUACUUGUCUAUGGUACUUUAAUUUUUUGUUUCAUAAUUUGAACACAAACAAAGUUAUAAAAGUAAUAGCUGAAUAAGCUUUGAGCCUUUGCUUCCUAUCAAAGGUUGAUACAAAUCUGACAGUGCACUCAAUGACGUAUCAGGUUUUUAUCGUUUACACUGGGCUGUGUACAAAUUGUGCCUGCAGAUAGUCCAUGCUCUGUGGCUCUUUUGUAGACAUGUGUUGUCUCAGAUUGCAUGGUAUAUAUUGCCAAGUGUGAUGUCUCAAAUUCCUAGUGCUCCCGGCAUCCAAAGACUAUUGAACUUGGCAUUCACACUUAUGUGAAUAAAUUGUAUCUAUUAAUAUUUCUUGGUCAUUAUUGAAUAGACCCCUUGGACAAAGCUGAACGCACCUCCAAACAAUGCACCUCUACCAUUGGGGAGUCGAUUCCUUUGUGCACAUUUUGACUCCCAAAUUGACCCCCAAAUUGGCAGAUGGACGUUUGUAGAUGCGUUGUGUGCUGUCCAAGGGGCCUGUAUAACACCCUGAUCAAUUACUGUAUAGUGUACAUAGUGCUUAAUGUAUAUGCACAUGAAUCCAGUUAAAACUGAGUAAAUACUUAUAAAUAUAUAUUUGAAACAGUA